GGAGUCAACUUCUAGGGUUGGAGGUCGACUAGAGGGUUGGGCCUCCUCGCCAUUAUGAAAGGGCUGGGGACCAGCCAUACCAGACACCUGUCUGACUCCUGUGACCCUUCCGCUGGCCACUUAGAGGCUCUCUACCCUCAGAAGACCAGCACCAUGCCGCGAAGUCCUUACCUGCUCAGCCCAACAAUGGACCAAUAUGGCACUAUGGACCCCCAUCUUUACCCAUCAGCCAACCCAGGGUCCCUUCCGCCAGAAUGCCUGCUCCCCCUCAACAACCAGCUGUCAAACAGCAGCACCUUCCCCAGGAUUCACUACAACUCCUACGAUCCGUCGGACUUCUCCCCACCUGUAGAGGGCAUAGGCGGAAUGAGAACUGGGACGUUGGGAGCGUCCGUGUCGAUGGGCAUGGGAUCGGGUAUGGGCAUGGCUGAGCUUACUGGACGAACGUCCAUGAUUACGAGCGGCUCGGCUACAAUAUCGCAUCACAUGACCAAGAACCAGGCACCGCACAGCCUUCUGGAGUUUGAUAAGCAGUUAGCUGGCGGUCGGGAUGGCUUCAGCACCUUGCAGUUCCACAGAACAUCUGCAGUAACCGCAGGUAAACAGCGUACGGACAGUCCUGGUCGCAUCCGUUACAUGCUGCACUCGGUGCAGAAGCUCUUUGCAAAGUCCCAGUCACUGGAAAGCCACCACAUGAAAGGAAACGUCAACGGACGCUCAACGGGUAGCGGCGGAGGUUCGUCGGGCACUGACGACGGUGGGAAGCAUAACCGCAGAGCCAAAAGUAAAGAUCGCGGAACUAAAUCGGAAGCGACCGCCAAGCGCCGGCCGCGUUCCAACAUGUCAGGGUACUGGAGUUCCGAUGAUCUGGACAGCAAUGACAUAAGCAGCUUCCACAACACUAUGGCCAUGAUGACCCUAGGACGACCCGCUGGCCAGGAGAGCCACGGGGGCCAGAAUAAAUACAUUCAUAGCGGCUAUAACACCAUCAGCUCAUCUAAAAGCAGCAAUGACAUGAAGUAUCAGACACUAGCCGCACCGAUGAGUGGAGGAGGAAAUGGACUUGAAGGACCAGGGAAUGUGCUUAUGAAUGAUAACAUGAAAGGAGGAUCUUGGUCCGCACUGACUAUGGGCCAACCAAAGCAAGUGCUCCAGAAGGGCUCAGCCACUCUUGAUAGGUCCUUGCUCAAGUCCAGAUCAUGCCAACCAGAACUGACUUGCAACUACCUGCAGGUCGGCCGAAGGGGGGAUUGGAGCAGCUCAUUAGGCCGCAGCGGGGGCGCCAAUGAAAUUCCAUGCCGGCGCAUGCGCAGCGGAAGCUACGUGAAGGCCAUGGCAGACAUGGAGGACAGCGAAGACUCGGAGGGGAGCCCCAAACCCUCGCCAAAGACUGCCGCUCGCCGCCAGAGCUACCUCAGGGCCACGCAGCAUUCUCUGAGUGACCAGCUACCCCCACGCAACAGAACCCUGGAUUAUUCCUUUUUGCAAGGGGAACUGGAUGCCCUGUGGUCACCCGUCCACAGUGUGUCCUCCCUCAACCAACUGGGCAGGUCAAUGAGCAGCUGUCUUCCAUCUCUCAGAGAGCUCGCCAAUAACCGCAGCCUGGACAACCUUGACUGCAUUGGGGGCACAGGCUCGCCUGUGCCACACUGGGAUGAUGAUGACUUCGGCCAUGCCUGCAGCACAUUGGGCAGACGUAGCUGUAUGGGGCAGAUCCGGGACCUGGACAUGAGUCAUCAUUACGAGGACCGUAGCUCUGACUCCACAUUCCGAGAUUCCCGUUCCCAUUCUCAGGACAACCCAGAUCCUCCAGACUUGCCCAUGCCCACUUGCUUCCGCUCCCGCAGCCACAGCUACCUGAGAGCCAUCCAGGCGGGCUGCUCUCAAGAUGAUGACGUGGCUUCCCUAGACUCAGGCUCGCUCCCGCCAACUGACACCACUGUUCGCACCUACGGCACCAGCACUGACGGCCUUUCUACACAAUGGAAGACAUGGAAAGAACAGUUUGGCUCUUACCUGAUAGCCACUGGCUUGGACAAAGCCCCAAAGGAGAAACAACUUGCAAUUUUUCUGCAGCGUUUGGGGACAGACAGACCACGCAUCAUACCCACACACACAGUUUCAUGCAUCACCACCUGUAAGAAGGCUGCUCCGCCACCCGUGCCGCCACGCACGACCUCCAAACCUUUCAUUUCCGUGACGGUGCAGAGCAGCACCGAGUCAGCACAAGACAAUUACCUGGAGCAUCAGGACCAAAGGUCCGAGGUCAACAGCCAGUCGAGCCACGCGCACAGCAACUCGUCCGACAGCCUUGACAGCACCCGUGCCAACAGCCUGGCCCGGGGAUUACCUCGCCCUCCUCACAUCAUCCCCACUCCCAUCGCCAUCCCCCGAGAGCCGCUCGUCUCCACCACAGCCAACGCUUCCACGGAAACAAGCGACUCAAGUUUAGUCCUGCAUGAGUCGAUGAAGUCAGGAUUGAGUAACUCUGCUGACGAGGCUCUUGUGGUCCCAGUGCCCAGACGGAAACUUUCUUCAAUUGGCAUCCAGGUUGACUGUAUACAAGAAGUUCCACGAGAGGAAAGCCCACCACUGGCCAAGUUUCAGUCCAUCGGAGUACAGGUGGAGGACGGGUGGCAGCCCGAUCGUCCUUCUAGCAUGGCCUCCAAACAAGACACAGUCUCAGAUAAACAGGACAUCACUGUCGUUCCCCAUGUUAGUCAGGCCAAACCCACUGAAAAGAAAGUCAUGGUCAGUAGUGCCAGCCAAUCGUUGAGCUCCCCUCCCGAACAGGACUCCUUAGACAACGGCGACACUCCUGGUGACGCUUCCUCACCUCCACCUCCCAGGCAGUUCCUCAACCGCUCCACCACACGAAGUAGCUCUUCCUCUUUCUCAGAAAGCCUCGACCCGGCACUAGACCCCUCAUCUUUACCGCCCCCAGAUCCCUGGCUCGAGAGCGGGAAUGGGAGUAGCAGCAUUGCCCCCCAGAGUGUUAGUGGAGGGGGCACACUAUGUCGAAGAGAUGGCCACUGGUUCCUGAAGCUACUACAGGCUGAAACGGGACGCAUGGAAGGUUGGUGCCAGCAGAUGGAUCAGGAGACCAAAGACAACCAACUCUCGGAGGAGGUCUUGGGUAAAGUCCGCAGCGCAGUGGGAAGUGCCCAACUCUUAAUGUCGCAGAAGUUCCAGCAGUUCCGGGGACUGUGUGAACAAAACUUGAAUGUGAACGCCAAUCCGCGGCCCACACCGCAGGACCUGGCUGGUUUCUGGGACCUGCUGCAGCUCUCCAUCGAGGACAUCAGCCUCAAGUUUGAUGACCUCUACCAUCUCAAGUCCAAUGACUGGCAGUCUGUGCCAUCUGCGGCUGACCAGUCGCCCCCUGAGCGGAAGGGCGAAGAGAAGGCACCCACUCCGGCGUCGAGGAAGGCCGCUAAAGGACGCCCGUCGCUGGGCCGCGAGAAAAGCGCAGACUCCUCUUCCACCUCUUCUUCAGCUUCGGCGGAGAAGCAGAGGCAAGAGGCCCGCAGGCGUCUCCUGGCGGCAAAGAAGGCCGCCUCUUUUCGCCAGAACUCUGCCACCGAGAGCGCAGACAGCAUUGAAAUCUACGUUCCAGAAGCACAGACGCGCCUUUGAGGGAGACAGUGAGAGAGAGGAAUGUAAGGUCAGAUCAUAGAACGGAUAAGUGUCACUGAAAAAUACCUGCAAAGGGGAGCGAGAGAGGACACUUUUUGCAAUGCAAAUGACAAGAGUGGGAUCGAGUGGGGGAGGAGAGGCCAAAUGCCCCCUUGGCUGGGGUGGGGUGGGGGUCCACUUGGGGUACUUGUUUGUAGGCUGGUCCUGAAGGCAUCGGGCACAUAAAUAUUGAACUUUGGUGUAUUUUACGUGUUCUGAAAGUUGCCAAUGAAGACCUCUGCAGAUUAACUUUGUCAUUACUUUUUACUAAUCUUUAUCAUGAAAAGACUUAAAUGAAUAACCGUAUUCCUAUCACAUCCUCGGUAUAUUUGAAGAUUGUUUAAAAUGUAACUCUAUAUUGGCUAUAAGAUCUAUUUAGAGGACACAGUAGAGCAUUUUUGGCUUUUCUGCUUUCCAUUGCCGUCGUCCUACUCCCCGGACUGGCCAUUUUGUAGCUUUGCACAACACCGCCUUGUGGCCACCACACUCGCUACACAAAACCCACUCGCUUACGUCUGUCUUCCUUGUACUGAUUUGUUUACUUUUCUUAAGGCUGAUUUACUGUAGAUGAGGUUUUUAAAUAUUUUUGAACUGUCAUACGAGGAAAGGGGGAUUUGUAUAGUUCCUAGCACGUACGUGUCUCUCCAAAUGUUUUCGUGUCAAAGAGCAGUGGUAAGACUUUAUACAGGUUAGUUUCAUCAUGGCUUUCAAUGAACACAUGUUCACGUGAUGAGAAUCUCGAAACAGUACUUUCAGGUUUCAUCUCUCUGUUCAAUGCUUCCCCGUGUAUUUUCAGUGCUUUUAAAAGGAUAAUACUCUCUUUUUGGCAACACGUAACUUGUCUUUAUCAGUUUUUUUUUUUUUAAUCGUCCACAUCUCCCCAAACUUUUUUGUUGUUUUGUUUUGCUUCUUAACCCUUAAAAAAAAAAAACAUCGUAUUUCUGUCCGUAUUAACUGCUAUUUCUAUUUGGAAAAGCCUAUUUAAUUAAAGUAUUGAACGCAUUAGCAGCUGUGUUUGCAUAAUUUCUUCAAGUGCUGCAUGCCCACUUGAACACCGCUUCACCCAAAUAUGAAUUCCCCCUCAUUCCAAUUCAUGCCAUGCCUAUAAAUGUCAGCAUCAGCACCAGGUAGCUCUUGCCGUGGUAAAAACGGAAGGUGUGAAAUGAAACAAGCUUAAGAGUUCAUAAAACCAGCUGGCAUCAUCUCCAUAAAUAAAAAUAAUGUGUAUAAGACAAAUGUAAACACCCUUUUACAAGUUUAAGUGUUCUUUCAAACCGAGUUUAAGCACACUUGCUUUUUCGCCUGACUAGAGAGCAUGCAAGAUAACGAUCUUCACAUCAACAAAUGCAGAUAUUACCCAAAAUCAACAUGUCAUGGAACUUGUAACAUGUAAGAGAGACAUUAGACUUUAGUACAGUGGCCAAUCCUCAAGUCAACACACCCGCCUAUAAACAAACUACAGUUGUUUACAUGUCUUCCAAGCCAGUUUUAUCUCAGCAGAUGGUCAACAAAUUUCCCCUGGCUAAUGAGUUCAGCCGAUGCACUGCAGUGUCACUUCAUCACUUUAUUUUCUUCAUCGUCGGCACCUCCAGCCCAAAACUGCGGCCCGAGGCUUUGACUUGGAAAUGUCGCAAUGAGCGCCUUUCUUUCUCUAACCUGGUGAGAGCUUUCCAUUGAUGGUCGGCCUUUGUUUGCUGUUGGGUUUGCCUGCUGGGGAUGAGCACGGUGAAGGCUCAGGGGGUGUCAAUUGCCUGUUCCUGGGUGAAUGUCCCUUCCUUUUCGACUGAGGCGAAUGGCAUCGUUAUCACCUCCAGGUCUUUUGUUUGAGCUGAAAUCUCUGUCGUUGACUUGAUUUGAUUUCUCACUGGUAGGGAACAGUUGUCUGACGAGUUAUUUAAAUUGUCUUGGAAUAAGCAAAUGAGACCCUAUAUACCAUCUGUGUCAGAUUUGUCACUUUUUAUGUUGUGCUGUGUACUGUAUGAGGAAAUACAUCAGGAAAACAAUGAAGUGUGCAAAAUGGGCCAAUGGGUAAGCAGUAUCGUGGACAAUAAGAGUUCAAUAUCAUCCCCGUGUGCAUUUUCUGCCAGCUUUAUCUAAAAACUAUUCGAGUUUGAGGGUUUUUUUUUUCCUUUUGGAACCUCCCAAGCACAUGUGUCAGUCAGCCUGAGUUGAAGUCAGAUGAGCACAUGACAUCACAUAGAAGGGGAUAUUGUUGGAAACAAAAAAUACAAAUCUACAUUUCUACAAAGUUUCAUUCCAGUACACAAUUGGCCAACUUAUAUCACCUCAAUCGGUAUGUCUAUUUCCUGGGCUUUUUUCUGAGCUACAAAAUGGCUGCAGUUUGGGAUAUGCGUUUCCUGUUGAAGCUUUUGAUAUUUCCUUAAUAAUGGCCUCAAAAAGGCUUGAUUUUUUUGAGUUGGAAAAUAGAAUUUGAUCGAGCCUAUAAAUAAAUUCUACAAACAAAUCAAGCCCUAGAUGACCCACAAACACCGACAAUACAUGAUAGCAAACUUUUUUUUCAUUAAUCAUUGUAUUAUUUGUUGAUCAAUUCAGGACUGAGGGAAAGUGAAAUUAAGUCCCCCCCCCCCACCUCCGAUUCAAGCAGUCAUGUACUUUUAUUUGUGUUCCUCUAUGUCCUUGAGACUUUGAGAAUGGUGUCCUUAUUUUCAUUACACUUUUUGUUUUGUAAUUACUGUACAUGCAUGUCAUUGCCAAUCACUUUAAUAGUGCAGGAAAGUACCGUACAUCAGCUGUAUAGUUUACCUCAGUCACACACAUACAGUAUUCCAAAGGCCUACUGACUUGCAAGUUCAUUAGCAUCUUUAGCUUUGUCCUACUGGGGAAUGAAUGUGGAGGGGUGAGGGGCCGAACCUCUGCCUCACCACAGAGAUGAUGUAGCAAAAACUUGUUUCAUGAAGCAAGCACUUUUAAGAAAACUGAUCUCUUUGGUAUAAUAAUCCGUUGGAUGUGCGUGAGGUUUUGUUGUCCUUUAAAACAAACUUUUAACUUUGUCGCCAAUGGCAGUGUAAAAGUGUAUGUGCGGAUGGAAAAAUGCAUUUGAUAUUGAAAUUAUUCUUAGCAUCCCCUUGCUUCUUCAAGUAAACCUGUGUAUAUAAGUUAGAUAAAUUGAAUUCAUUGUUUACAAUGCUGUAGCUCUAUUUAUACAAUUUUAAGGUUCUUCAGAUGAAACAUGGAAAGGAAUAAGGUUCAAUAAAAUGCUGAAUUACUUUCUCAAAAGGUCAA
This is a messenger RNA of Hippocampus comes (tiger tail seahorse), 6918 nucleotides long. It is a transcript of the gene dlgap4b, whose product is annotated as discs, large (Drosophila) homolog-associated protein 4b. Gene Ontology annotation, molecular function: molecular adaptor activity. Gene Ontology annotation, cellular component: glutamatergic synapse; postsynaptic specialization. Gene Ontology annotation, biological process: signaling. The record is from RefSeq and is a predicted model, not a curated record. NCBI's taxonomy places the organism in Eukaryota, Metazoa, Chordata, Actinopteri, Syngnathiformes, Syngnathidae. The coding region runs from base 55 to 3636 and encodes 1193 amino acids. The transcript has 12 exons.